This is a messenger RNA of Folsomia candida, 951 nucleotides long. Its product is annotated as gastric triacylglycerol lipase-like. The record is from RefSeq and is a predicted model, not a curated record. NCBI's taxonomy places the organism in Eukaryota, Metazoa, Arthropoda, Collembola, Entomobryomorpha, Isotomidae. The transcript is spliced from 7 exons. Gene Ontology annotation, biological process: lipid metabolic process.
AUGGGGUUGAUAAUUUUAAAUGUUUAUUUAACGUAGCCACAAGUGAUUAAAAAAUACGGUUUUCCGGUCGAGUCUCACACCGUGGUCACGGAAGAUGGGUACAUUUUAAACCUGUUUCGAAUUCCGGGUAAGAGAAGGACAUAUCGAGGCUUGCAAGAACAAGAGGAUGACGAGAACGAGAACAAGUUUCCCGUAUUAUUGAAUCAUGGCUUAUUUGCCAACGGUCACAUUUGGCUGAUGCAACACGGUCUGAGAAAUUUAGCAUUCAAGUUAGCGUCUGAAGGUUACGAUGUGUGGCUGAGUAACGGCAGAGGAACGCGUUAUUCUCAAAAACAUGUCAAACUGGAUCCGGAGAGUUCAGAAUAUUGGAAUUUUUCAUUUCACGAAAUGGGGAUGUACGAUCUUCCUGCAGUGAUUCACUACAUCCGGAGUGUAGCACGUCAGCCUAAAAUUUAUUAUAUUGGGCACUCCAUGGGAUCAACAUCAUUUUUCGUGGCCAUGUCAGAAAUUCCAGAAUUGAACGACUUUGUGCCAUUCUAUACGCUCCCUUUUUUCACUCUUCAAUCCUUGUUCUUCAGCCAUGUGCCCGACUCUGUCUCAACGAAAACGCUGCUUCAUUAUAUGCAGCUUAUCAACUCUGGAAAAUUUAGACAGUUUGAUUACCCGAGUAGUUGGGAAAAUGAGGAACGAUACGGUGUAAAGGGUCCCCGAGAUUAUAAUCUGUCCAAAAUAACGACCCCCAUGGUACUCGUCUGGUCAGAUAAUGAUAACCUCGCCACGCCAAAGGACGUGAACAUUACGAGAUCCUUCUUACGACCGGAUGUUGUCAAAGAGAGCAUCCGAGUCCCAUGGUAUCUCUGGACGCAUAGAGACUUUAUUAAGGCAAUUGACGCAGAUAAGCUCGUUUAUGACAAAAGUAUUGAAAUUCUUAACACUAAACGGUACGGGUAG